AAGAGCAGCCAUGGCCUCUGGAGAUGCUGAGAUGGCUGUUUUUGGGGAGGCGGCUCCUUACCUGCGAAAGUCAGAAAAGGAGAGAAUUGCAGCCCAGAACAAGCCUUUCGAUGCCAAGUCAUCUGUCUUUGUGGCUCAUCCUAAAGAAUCCUUUGUAAAAGGGACAAUUCAGAGCAGGGAAUCAGGGAAAGUCACUGUCAAGACUGAAGGGGGAGAGACCCUGACUGUGAAGGAAGAUCAAGUCUACUCCAUGAACCCUCCCAAGUACGACAAAAUUGAGGACAUGGCCAUGAUGACCCACCUCCAUGAACCCGCUGUGCUGUACAACCUCAAAGAGCGUUACGCAGCCUGGAUGAUCUACACCUACUCGGGUCUCUUCUGCGUCACUGUCAACCCCUACAAGUGGCUGCCCGUGUACAACCCGGAGGUGGUGUUGGCCUACCGAGGCAAGAAGCGCCAGGAGGCCCCUCCACACAUCUUCUCCAUCUCUGACAACGCCUAUCAGUUCAUGCUGACUGAUCGGGAGAACCAGUCCAUCCUGAUCACCGGAGAAUCCGGUGCCGGGAAGACUGUGAACACAAAGCGUGUCAUCCAGUACUUUGCAACAAUUGCAGCCAGCGGGGAGAAGAAAAAGGAGGAGCAGUCAGGCAAAAUGCAGGGAACGCUUGAGGAUCAAAUCAUCAGCGCCAACCCACUGCUGGAGGCCUUUGGAAACGCCAAGACCGUGAGGAACGACAACUCCUCGCGCUUUGGCAAAUUCAUCAGAAUCCACUUUGGGGCCACAGGGAAACUGGCUUCUGCUGAUAUUGAAACUUAUCUGCUGGAGAAGUCCAGAGUCACUUUCCAGCUCAAGGCGGAAAGAAGCUACCACAUCUUUUAUCAGAUCAUGUCCAACAAGAAGCCAGAGCUAAUUGAAAUGCUCCUCAUCACCACCAACCCUUAUGAUUUCCCUUUUGUGAGUCAAGGUGAGAUCAGUGUUCCCAGCAUUGAUGACAAGGAGGAGUUGAUGGCAACAGAUAGUGCCAUUGACAUCCUGGGUUUCACUGCUGAUGAGAGAACAGCCAUCUACAAGCUGACAGGGGCUGUCAUGCACUAUGGGAACCUGAAGUUCAAGCAGAAACCAAGAGAGGAACAGGCAGAGCCUGAAGGCACAGAAGUUGCUGACAAGGCUGCCUACCUGAUGGGCCUGAACUCAGCUGACAUGCUCAAGGCCCUCUGCUACCCCCGAGUUAAGGUGGGGAAUGAAUACGUGACCAAGGGUCAAACAGCACAGCAGGUUCAUAAUUCAGUGGGUGCCCUGGCAAAGGCUGUCUAUGAGAAGAUGUUCCUGUGGAUGGUUGUUCGCAUCAACCAACAGCUGGACACGAAGCAGCCCAGGCAGUACUUCAUUGGUGUGCUGGACAUUGCUGGCUUCGAGAUCUUUGAUUUCAACAGCUUUGAGCAGCUGUGCAUCAACUUCACCAACGAGAAACUGCAACAGUUCUUCAACCACCACAUGUUCGUGCUGGAGCAGGAGGAGUACAAGAAGGAGGGAAUUGAAUGGACAUUCAUUGACUUUGGGAUGGACCUGGCUGCCUGCAUUGAGCUCAUUGAAAAGCCAAUGGGCAUCUUUUCCAUCCUGGAAGAGGAGUGCAUGUUCCCCAAGGCAACUGACACCUCUUUCAAGAACAAGCUCUAUGACCAGCACCUGGGCAAGUCCAGCAACUUCCAGAAGCCCAAGCCUGGCAAAGGCAAGGCUGAGGCCCACUUCUCCCUGGUGCACUACGCUGGCACAGUGGACUACAACAUCACUGGGUGGCUGGAGAAGAACAAGGACCCCCUGAAUGAAACUGUCAUUGGGCUGUACCAGAAAUCAUCUGUCAAGACCCUGGCCUUACUCUUUGCCAACUAUGGUGGAGCAGAAGCAGCCGAGGCCAGCGGUGCAGGCAAGAAAGGUGCCAAGAAGAAGGGUUCUUCUUUCCAGACUGUCUCGGCUCUUUUCCGGGAGAAUUUAAACAAGCUGAUGACCAACCUGAGGAGCACCCACCCCCAUUUUGUGCGCUGCAUCAUCCCAAAUGAAACGAAAACACCUGGUGCCAUGGAGCAUGAGCUGGUGCUGCACCAGCUGCGCUGUAACGGCGUGUUGGAAGGGAUCAGGAUUUGCAGGAAAGGAUUUCCCAACAGAGUCCUGUAUGCAGAUUUUAAACAGAGAUACAAAGUAUUAAAUGCCAGUGCUAUCCCAGAGGGACAGUUCAUUGACAGCAAGAAGGCUUGUGAGAAACUUCUUGGAUCAAUUGAUAUAGACCACACUCAAUACAAAUUUGGUCACACUAAGGUGUUCUUCAAAGCUGGGCUCGUAGGCCUCCUGGAGGAGAUGAGGGAUGAGAAGCUGGCACAGCUCAUCACUCGCACACAGGCCAGAUGCAGGGGUUACCUGAUGAGGGUGGAGUACCAGAGAAUGGUGGAGAGAAGAGAGUCCAUCUUCUGCAUCCAGUACAACAUUCGUGCAUUCAUGAACGUCAAACACUGGCCCUGGAUGAAGCUGUUCUUCAAGAUCAAGCCCUUGCUGAAGAGUGCAGAGUCUGAGAAGGAGAUGGCCAACAUGAAACAAGAGUUUGAGAAAACUAAGGAAGAACUUGCGAAGUCUGAGGCAAAGCGGAAGGAGCUGGAGGAGAAAAUGGUGAAACUGGUGCAGGAGAAAAAUGACCUGCAGCUCCAAGUGCAGGCUGAAGCUGAUGCUUUGGCUGAUGCUGAGGAAAGGUGUGACCAACUCAUCAAAACCAAAAUCCAGCUGGAAGCCAAAGUUAAAGAAGUGACUGAAAGGGCUGAGGAUGAGGAGGAAAUCAAUGCUGAGCUGACAGCCAAGAAGAGAAAACUGGAGGAUGAAUGUUCAGAGCUGAAGAAAGAUAUUGAUGACCUUGAGCUAACACUGGCCAAGGUGGAGAAGGAAAAGCACGCCACUGAAAACAAGGUGAAAAACCUCACAGAGGAGAUGGCAGCCCUGGACGAGACCAUCGCCAAGCUGACAAAAGAGAAGAAAGCCCUCCAAGAGGCCCAUCAGCAGACCCUGGAUGACCUGCAGGCAGAGGAGGACAAAGUCAAUACACUGACCAAAGCCAAGACCAAGCUGGAGCAGCAAGUGGACGAUCUGGAAGGGUCCCUGGAGCAAGAGAAGAAACUGCGCAUGGACCUGGAGAGAGCCAAGAGGAAACUGGAAGGAGACCUGAAGCUGGCCCAGGACAGCAUCAUGGAUCUGGAGAAUGAUAAGCAGCAGCUGGAUGAGAAACUGAAGAAGAAAGACUUUGAAAUCAGCCAGAUCCAGAGCAAAAUCGAGGAUGAACAACUUCUGGGCAUGCAACUACAGAAGAAGAUCAAGGAGCUGCAGGCCCGUAUUGAGGAACUGGAGGAGGAAAUCGAGGCCGAGCGAACCUCUCGCGCUAAAGCAGAGAAGCAUCGGGCUGACCUGUCCAGGGAGCUGGAGGAGAUCAGCGAGCGCCUGGAAGAAGCAGGAGGGGCGACGGCAGCUCAGGUGGAGAUGAACAAGAAGCGGGAGGCAGAAUUCCAGAAGAUGCGCCGGGACCUCGAAGAGGCCACGCUGCAGCACGAAGCCACGGCUGCCGCCCUGCGCAAGAAGCACGCGGACAGCACAGCUGAGCUGGGGGAGCAGAUCGACAACCUGCAGCGCGUCAAGCAGAAGCUGGAGAAGGAGAAGAGCGAGCUCAAGAUGGAGAUUGAUGACUUGGCCAGUAAUAUAGAGUCUGUCUCCAAAACCAAGGCAAACCUGGAGAAGAUGUGCCGCACCCUGGAAGACCAGCUGAGUGAAUAUAAAACAAAGGAGGAGCAGAAUCAGCGCAUGAUCAGCGAUCUUAGUGCUCAAAGAGCUCGUCUACAGACAGAAUCUGGUGAAUAUGGACGCCAGGUGGAGGAAAAAGAUGCUUUAAUUUCUCAGCUGACUAGAGGGAAACAGGCUUUCACCCAGCAGAUUGAAGAACUGAAGCGACAACUAGAAGAAGAAAUAAAGGCCAAGAACGCCCUGGCCCACGCCCUGCAGUCCGCUCGCCACGACUGUGACUUGCUCCGGGAACAAUAUGAGGAGGAGCAGGAAGCCAAGGGGGAGCUGCAGCGCGCCCUGUCCAAGGCCAACAGCGAAGUGGCCCAGUGGAGAACCAAAUACGAGACGGACGCGAUUCAGCGCACGGAGGAGCUCGAGGAGGCCAAGAAGAAGCUGGCACAGCGCCUGCAGGAUGCAGAGGAACACGUCGAAGCUGUCAAUGCCAAAUGUGCCUCCCUGGAAAAGACAAAGCAGAGGCUGCAGAAUGAAGUGGAGGACCUGAUGAUUGAUGUGGAGCGAUCCAAUGCUGCCUGCGCUGCUCUGGACAAGAAGCAGAAGAACUUUGACAAGAUCCUGGCAGAAUGGAAGCAGAAGUAUGAGGAAACGCAGGCUGAGCUGGAGGCCUCCCAGAAGGAGUCUCGCUCCCUCAGCACGGAGCUGUUUAAGAUGAAGAAUGCCUAUGAGGAGUCCUUGGACCACCUGGAAACAAUGAAGCGGGAGAACAAGAACUUGCAGCAGGAGAUUUCCGACCUCACGGAGCAGAUUGCGGAGGGAGGAAAGGCAAUUCAUGAGCUGGAGAAAGUCAAGAAGCAAGUUGAGCAGGAGAAGUCUGAAAUCCAGGCUGCUCUGGAGGAAGCUGAGGCCUCUCUGGAACAUGAAGAGGGGAAGAUCCUGCGCCUGCAGCUGGAGCUCAACCAGGUGAAGUCUGAGAUUGACAGGAAGAUAGCAGAGAAAGAUGAGGAGAUUGACCAGCUGAAGAGGAACCACCUCAGAAUUGUGGAGUCCUUGCAGAGCAGCCUGGAUGCUGAGAUCAGGAGCAGGAAUGAAGCCCUGAGGCUGAAGAAGAAGAUGGAGGGAGACCUGAAUGAAAUGGAGAUCCAGCUCAGCCACGCCAACCGUGUGGCUGCAGAGACACAAAAGAACCUGAGAAACACACAGGGAGUGCUCAAGGACACCCAGAUCCAUUUGGACGAUGCUCUCAGGACCCAGGAUGACCUGAAGGAGCAGGUGGCCAUGGUGGAGCGCAGAGCAAACCUGCUGCAGGCUGAAGUUGAGGAGCUACGGGCAGCCCUGGAGCAGACGGAGCGGUCGAGGAAAGUGGCUGAGCAGGAGCUUCUGGAUGCCACUGAACGUGUGCAGCUCCUCCAUACCCAGAACACCAGCUUGAUCAACACCAAGAAGAAGCUGGAGACAGACAUUUCUCAGAUUCAGAGCGAAAUGGAGGAUACGAUCCAGGAGGCCCGCAAUGCUGAAGAGAAGGCCAAGAAGGCCAUCACAGAUGCGGCCAUGAUGGCAGAAGAGCUGAAGAAGGAGCAGGACACCAGUGCCCACCUGGAGAGGAUGAAGAAGAACCUGGACCAGACGGUGAAGGACCUGCAGCUUCGUCUGGAAGAGGCCGAGCAGUUGGCCCUGAAGGGAGGCAAGAAGCAAAUCCAGAAGCUGGAGGCCAGGGUGCGGGAGCUGGAAGGGGAGGUUGAUGCUGAGCAGAAGCGCAGCGCUGAAGCCGUGAAGGGUGUGCGCAAGUACGAGAGGAGGGUGAAGGAACUCACCUACCAGUCUGAGGAAGACCGGAAGAAUAUUCUCAGGCUACAGGAUCUGGUGGACAAGCUGCAAAUGAAGGUGAAAUCCUACAAGAGACAAUCUGAGGAGGCUGAGCAGCUCUCCAAUGUCAACCUCUCCAAGUUCCGCAAGAUCCAGCACGAGCUGGAGGAAGCCGAGGAACGGGCUGACAUUGCAGAGUCACAGGUCAACAAGCUCCGAGCCAAGAGUCGGGAGUUUCAUAGGAGGAUAGAAGAGGAAGAGUGAGAUUGUCAUGAGGUACAAAGUGACCUGCGGGCUGCACAAAGUGUGAACCCUUUGUCACUUCCUUCUGCAAUGUACCCACCUCAGUGUCUAGUGAAUAAAGAGUAGAUUCCUCUGCAAACACACCAUGACCAGUGCCGCCUUUGGGUUUGGUUUUCUCACCAUACUCGGGAUAUUGCAUUGGAGAAGAAGACUCCUUACUUUUUCCUGGUUAGGAAAGGGGAGCUGAUGCAAAUGUUGGACUGAGGACCUGCAAACUUAGAAUCUGGCCAUUCCUGUGGAGACUCCUGAAAAUCCAGCCUGCGCUCUCUUUUGUCUCCAGCAGCUCCUUGUCCUGCUCCUGCCUUCACGUGCUCCUAAUGCUUCUCUCAUUGUCCUCUCAGCAUAAGUUCUUUCCCAUGGGAGAGGCAAGAGAGGGUGAUCCCCUGUCCUUUUUCCUUUCCCUGCCCAUGUUUCUGAUGCUGCCACUCACAAACUCUAAACACCUACCCCUAAGUAAUCAGAGGUUACAGUGCACUGCACCGUCAAGGACCAACAGUCCCUUGAAAGAGACAAUUUUAGUCACUGCGUACUGACAGUGUCUCUACAUUGUGCCAUCUCCCUUACCCUGGAUCCCCUCAGCUGCUGCCACCACCUGCUCCCAGUUUCCUCUUAGUGGGCAAACAGCAGAGCCCCGCCUGGGGCCCCGUGCUGGAAGGACUCUCCCUUAGUACCCACCUCUCGCACAGCACGUGCACCAACACACCUCCUCAACAAUCACCUCAGAGGUCAGCCUUGGCACCUCCUGCACAACAGGCUGCACAUGGCACUGUCUCAGACAAGAGAAAAGAAGAAAACAGAUGGGUGCAGCCCUCCAUUCCUUCCUCCCAUUACUGUCCCUUGUGAGCAUUGGUGAGCAGAACUUCUGUCAGUGCUGUCAGUGCUGUAUCUCAGCAGAGAGCAAUGGGAGAUGGUUGUUUAGGGGCAAACCUCAGCCUUCAAUCACAAAGACCUUAAGAAAGCCACCUAACACCUGGUCAGACUAGUCCUCUCUGACAAUGUCUCACAGCAUGCAUUGACCUGCCACCACAGGCAGGGCCUCUUGGCCUUAGCCUUUGCCUGCCCAAGCCCACCUGUGAGCUGACUGCUCCUCUUGGGUGGCAGUCCCACCUGCAGGCAUCUCCAAAGCUUCAGGGGGGGCUGGGUAGAGUCUAGAUGGCACACAACAUCCAUGAGUAUCCCUGUUAGCUGGAAUGGCUGGUGCAAGCGUUAACUUCUGAGACUCUCUGAAACCCUGCUCUACAGACCCUGCACCAUCCUUUGCCUCCCAUUGCCUGCACCGAGGAAGCUUGAGGAUGUGUCACCAGAAUGAAGGAAUGCAGCCAGCAAAGCCAGGCAGAGGGAAGAGAGGAGUGAGCCCUGGCCCUACUGGCAAGUGGAACACCUGGAGAGUUUCUUUGAUGACUUGUCCAAAAGCGCUGUCUCAGAGGGCACCGGUGUGAAAAGGCAGUCAAGUCACUGAAGAAGCAGCUCUCACAUCAAGGGCUAUAACUGUGUCUGUUCUGACUUACCACAGCCUUCUUUAGACUGUUUCUUCCUCCAGCCUCCCGCCCCUUUCACUUGCACACAGUUACAUGCUCUCUGCUAUCUCUCCAGCUCUCACGCAUGUGGCUGAAAAUGAAGCAGGCAGCUACGUGAAGACAUCAUGUGUCUCCUUUCCUCUGCAGUGACAAAGGCCCAAAAUAGCCCUGCUCUCCUAAGAUUCCUGCUCAGGGUCGUGCCUGUCUGUGGGCAUGAUUCACUUCCACUAAUAGUGCCUGAGACAUUCCUGGGAGGGUAGGCUGCCUUCUGUGUCUCAGUGCCAUGUGCUGCCGUGGAGGAGCUGGACAACUGUGCUGUGUCCCAAGACAGCAGAUGCUAUUCUUACCCCAGGGAGGCUUGGUCCAGCACAGCUCCAUUCCCAGCUGAAAGGUUAAACGUCAGACUGCGGCCCGAGCGUGCUCUCCCUGCUCAGAGUCUGAAUCCAGAGUGGCCCCUUUGGAGCCCGUGCAACGGUGCUGUGCCAACCCAGCACCUGGGUGCUCUCCCCUAUCUCCUGGGACGUGCUGUCCCACGGGGAACACAGCAGCUGCCCAGGUACUUCCAGCAGUCAGCUGGGGCUCACUGGGGUCGAGGGGGCAUCCUCCCUCUUGUAAACCUACCCAUGGAAAAGGCGGGCUGGGCUGUAGCUCUGAAAAUGCAGCAUUUUCCAGCCUCCACCCUGGAGUCCCAGUCUGGGUGAGGAAGAAGGAAGAGGCAGGGCUUGCUCCCAGGUUCGGCAGCGCUGCAGGGGCCAUAUCCCUUUGCUCAAGCUGUGCUUUCCCAGCACUCGCUGAGCGAAGGCUGUAGGGCCGAAGCCGAGAGAUCCCCCAAGGGCCACGGCAGUAUCUGGGCUGAAGGAGGAGCCCUGGCCAGGCUGGUGGCCGUGACACGGUGCUCAUGGAGACCCAGCCUCACCUGCAGCCCGACUGCCUGGGCCCUCUGCAGAGCUCCGGAAAGCCCGUCCCUGCCGGCUCCGGCCCCGGGGCCACCGGACAGAGCACACCCAGACCGGGGCCAUCAGCUGGGCCCGGGCUGUGCCUGUCGCCUCAGCCCUGGCGCUGCUGCUCUGACGGCCUCGGCCCCAUCAGCUUUAUCCUCAGCCUGGGCCUUGUCACCCGACACGGAAAGACAGACAAGUUCCUUCAGGGACCCUUGGCAGAAAGACGAUGGAAUUAUUGCCGGGGGGAGCCGGGGGAGCCUCUCCCGGCCCCACCCGGCCCCUGUCAGUCCCAGGGAGCUCAGCGGGGCAGCCCCGAUCUCCCCCUCGGCUCCAGGCCCCACUGCCAGGCGAUGGCAGCCUGGAGCCAUCGCGGGACCCUCCUCUGGGCAGCUGCUCCUCUGCACAGCAGCCGCUCGGCCUCACUCAGCCGGGGGGCUUUAAACCUGCUGCAACUGCCGGGCCCACGGACUGGGAGCAAAUCACAGCACAAGGGUUCAAAGGCAACCAGGGCGCUCAGCCGGUUUCAUCUGCUCCCCACUGGGACAGAACAGUCAGGUGGGAUGGGCCAGAGAACAUCUGGGAAUGUUCCACUCACCAAUGCUGGAAGAAAAGACUCUGAGGUGACAGAAACAGACAGUGCUGCUGUGUUUCUUGGGAAAAGGGGCUUCCAAGCAUUUUAGCAGGAUGGAAUGGGAUCAAACUUAAAGGCAGAUCUGGAAAACUGGAAAAAAUAUUUGUAAUUUUCAGUGGGAAAUUUAAUGAAGAGAAUUAAAGUACUUUGGGAGGAUGAAAUCAGACAGAAAUGCAUGUGGUUUGUCCCUUGAGCCAGAGAGAAAAGCAAUUGGGGUCACGAGUUUUUACACACUUAGCAAUGUCAAGCACUUGUGAAAGUUACUUAAUCAUUCAAUUCAUUAUCAUAAUUGAAUCUAAGUAUUGCCAAUAUUUGUACAAGUAUUCUUUAUGUGGUGCACUGCUGCUUAAUGUUUGCUCCCUUUAGGCAGUGGGUUAUCUUAAAUAUAGCCUAAAGUAUUUUGAAUGGAGCACACUUUGUAGCUCUCUUCUGAAAAAAGGAAAAUAUUCUUGUAAGGAAGAAUAAGGAGAAGAGAAGCCAAAAUGACAAGUAUGAAGAAUAUGACUUAGAAAAAGCUUAGCUGCUAAGAAAGGAGGAGUCACUUGGUGAAGGGCCUGAAGCAGCAAACUUGAGGAACCUGAAUUCCCUGAACAGCAUGAGCAUGGAGAAAUUUUUACACAAGACUUCAGUACUGGACAUGGCAAGAAAGGAAUUCAGCUCCAUAAUUUCCACCUCUCUUGAGUGCAGCCUGUUUGGCAGGAGGCCAAAAGAGGAAGACAAGGCUAUGGUCAGUAUAAGUUCCUGAGUGACUUGUCUUUCUCCAAGGAUCUGUGAGUGGCAGCUGAAGAUACAGAGAAAUUUGGCAGGUCCCUAUUCCUGUAUGAAGAAUUAUUUUGUGAAGGUUACAUGAUAAAUCAGAUGCUACAUGCUCUCCACAUUACUGUAUUAACUAGACAAGAAUUCAAAAUUUCCACAUCAGUCCUCUGGUGUGGGCAACUGGGCAACUCUUCUUCCUAAUCCAUGUGAAAAGAUGAACCUUCUGAGAUAUUCAACUGUCCCCAUAACUUGUGUGGUGUUCUCAGGGCUGAGCUCUGGGUUUGGCUUCCAACCUGGGGCCCAAAAUGUGCCAGAGCACCCUUGGAGGGUCUCCUACAGCACAGGAAAUCACUUGAUGCUGUAUAUUGCACGGGAUCACUGACACUGGUUUUCUGCCCUCUUUGCUGUGAUAUUCACUGAGAUAUUUUAAUGAUUGAAAUGCAAAUGACCAGAAGACAAGUGUGUUUAGACCCAGAGAAUCUGAAGAAGUUUAAGUGAUUAGUGUAGAUCAAGUGUGGAUGUGGCACUUGGGGACAAGGUUCGGGGUGGACUUGGCCGUGCUGGACUAAUGGUUGGACUGCCCUUUUCAAACCUAAACAGUUCUUUGAUUCUAUGAUUCUGUGAUUACACCCUUUCCUAGAACUAGACCAGUACUAGAUCAGUUAGUUGCUUGCACUAUGAGCAACUCUCUAUCCCACACCAUCAACAUUACACAAGAAUUCCUGCAACUUCCUACUGCCUCUACUGCUCUGGUACAGACAGUCCUGUGUUGUUGGGUGUUUCUGGGACUGUGAAUGUGUAAAUACACUUAUUUUGAUGGCACGGCACUGCAAGACUGAGGAUUUAUCAGAAUGUAUAGUAGCUGGAACUGUAUGUUGAGGUGAUGAGUGUGAUUGUGUGCACGAGCAUGGCAGGGAAAGGCAUGCUGGUUUUGGGGGAGUUGCAGGUAGAGAGGGGAUAUGGGAACUACUGGAACUUCAUAUUUGACUGAGGAAACUCAUUAUUUAUGCAGACAAUAAAGGGAGCAAGCAAGCAUCAAUUUCAAGUAAAAAAUGAAAGACAGUCAACAGUGAGAGAGAGCAAAGUUUCUUGAGGAAUCACUUUUUAAAUGAAAUUUGCAUAAAUACAUAUAUUAUCUAUGCACAUACAAGUAUAUGUUUUGUUUUGAUGUGGUAGUGCAUACUCCCUUCCUCCUCAGGGCUGAUCUACAAUCUCAGGGAGUCCCAUAAAGCCUUGAUGUUUGUGUACUGAGUGUCCCUUGACUCUAUCAAGAAGCCUUGCAUGGCAAAGGUGGGAGCACCACUGUCCAUAUCAGGAAUUCCUGUUGCCUGGCUAAGGUGAAGGAUGAGAGAGGGAAUAAUCAAUCACCUGCUUAAAGCCUUGGAACUUUCCCUACCUGAAUUGUAGCCCAAGUGGAAUGGUACCAUUGUUGCUGGAGUUUUGGUAACUCCAGUAGAAUUGUUACUAGAGUUUUGGAAGCUCCAGUAAUUCCUGACCUGGAUUGUGGUCAGGAUGGAAAUUUAUGGAUGACUAAACCCAAACAUCUUGAAGCCCUUUAAACAGUGGUCACAGUGGUCCUAAGUGAGGCCCUUUGGGCUCUCCUGGACUGCAGCAUCUCCCUCUGACUGGGGCCUCUCAGAGCUCACAGACUCUCAAGUUUGUGAAAAUUGGAGGCCUGAUUUUCAAAAAAUUCACGAAAGCUGAUGACACGGCUGUCAGAGACUGAAACAGUUAAUGACUUAUACAUUCUAAGAUUACCAAAAGACUUUUGCAAACUGAAAAGAAGCAGUUUCUCACCCAGCAAAGCCCACUUCUCCCUGAAUACUGCCAAGGGACCUUUAGAUUAGAUAAGUGGAUGCCACUGUCCAGCUAUCUGGGGUGCAGAUGCCUGCCUGAGGCUGCAAACUGUAUUUCCAGAUAAGAGAAGAGGCUAAGAAGAGGCAAGUCCUGUAAGGUGGGAGAACCUUUUUUCAUGCCAGUGUCCUCCCUUUACAUGAUAACUGAGCAUCCAGCCUGGGCUAUGCAUCUCAAAUGUUGGACCACAAUGGACCAUGACUGAUGCUGACACAGUGGGCAGCUGCAGCUCUUUUAGGAGAUGUCAGAGACUCAGUGACAUGUCCCAUGGCACCAUCCAUUGUAAAAGUCCCCACCCCGGGGAGGUACAAGGUCUUCCCACCUGAGCUAGAAGUGUAUAAUAACUCAUAACAUCUUUGAGUUUUGGGGGGGCUUCCCCCACCCCCAACAGAUCAAGACCACCACUUCGACCAACAGACAUGGAAGCUGCAACUACCAAGUUUCAUUGUUGGAUCCAGUGGGUCGUGACUAUGUAUAUCUUUCCACCUUUAUGCUUUCUUUCCCUUUCUUUCCCUUAUGCAUUUCCUUAAGUGUUAUCUUUCUGCUUUAAUAGUGCUAUAUUGCUAUGCUCUAAUGUUGCAACAUUGCUAUAAAUUAUUGCUAUAGAUAACACCCAGAACAGCAAAAUAGCUAUUUACUUUUGAAACAAAAUGGUUCUAAAAUAAACCCUACAUAUAUAUGUUUACAAACA
This is a messenger RNA of Pipra filicauda (Wire-tailed manakin), 12265 nucleotides long. RefSeq names its product myosin heavy chain, skeletal muscle, adult-like. Gene Ontology annotation, molecular function: actin filament binding; cytoskeletal motor activity; ATP binding. The record is from RefSeq and is a predicted model, not a curated record. NCBI's taxonomy places the organism in Eukaryota, Metazoa, Chordata, Aves, Passeriformes, Pipridae. Bases 11 to 5836 code for a protein of 1941 amino acids. Gene Ontology annotation, cellular component: myosin complex. The transcript is spliced from 39 exons.